Leishmania mexicana MHOM/GT/2001/U1103 is the source of this 774-nucleotide messenger RNA. RefSeq lists its product as hypothetical. The transcript has a single exon. The coding region runs from base 1 to 774 and encodes 257 amino acids. Gene Ontology annotation, cellular component: membrane. Gene Ontology annotation, biological process: lipid metabolic process. Gene Ontology annotation, molecular function: oxidoreductase activity, acting on the CH-CH group of donors. NCBI's taxonomy places the organism in Eukaryota, Euglenozoa, Kinetoplastea, Trypanosomatida, Trypanosomatidae. The record is from RefSeq and is a predicted model, not a curated record.
AUGUCUGCACAAGACCGUGCUAGACCUCCGUCAGGCACCGCAGUGGAGGGGGAGCCGAGGAAACAGGCGCCGGAGUCUCUAUUUCAACGGUGUGUGCGCAAAUGGAUGGAUUUCAGUGACUACCUCUCCUUCUCCUUUCUUGGUGGACCACAGUGCAUCAAGCUUGCUCACGUCAUCAAUUUUCAAAAAUGCACGACGCUUUUUGUCUGCAGUGCCAUGAUGUGGAGGUCUGGAAACUUCUCCGCGACUGCGACGACUUACACCGCCUUGCACGGCAGCUACGGACUCUGCUGGUACCUGAAGCACCUGGUCUUCCCGGACCCACGGUGGAAUGUGAAGAUCACCAUCGGGAGCGCCCUUGCCGCCUUCGCGGCGGUGCUUGGUCCUUACUGGGUGAUUGCCUACAACGCCAUAAUGCAAGGCGCAGAGCGAUCGAACGCCGCUCUCUGUGCCGCGACAGUGGUGUACGUUGUCGGCCUCGCGAUCAUGAUGGGGGCGGAUGGGCAGAAAUACUUCGUACUGCGAGAGCGCAAAGGCCUCAUUACAAACGGCUUCUUUGCCCGCACGCGAAACCCCAACUACCUUGGUGAGGUAAUGAUCUAUGGCUCCUUUGCCUUUGUUUCGAGUCGUACGAGCUCGUGGGUGAUCUUACUGACGAUCUGGACGGGUCUUUUCCUUCCAUCGAUGCUCGCCAAGGACGCCCGGAUGAGUCGUCACGCUGGGUGGAGGGCAUAUGUGCAAAGGACCGGGCUCUUUUUUCCCCGUAUCAAGUGA